CCAAUGAGCGUUGAAUAAGUCGGAGAAGUAGAGAUUUCCAUAAUAGGAGUGUUCGGGGUCCUAACCGAUUUCCUCGCCCGUGUGGGGUCGGUAUUAGCCGAGCAGCUAGCUGCCUGAUUACCUGCAAGCGGAUAUCCAAUGAACGUUCAGUGUUACAGUCGCUCUCGUCCAAGCUAGUUGCCUAUCUGCUUUGUCCUCUGAGGAUCGGCAAAUGGAGCGCCACUCGUACAGGCUGGGCCUGCUGCUGCUGCUUUUGGCCAUCAUUGUCCUCAGCGAUGCUCAGCAAGAUUGGACCGCGUGCAAUAUACCUGUUGGAAAGGGGAAAUGGAGACUUGCAAUGAAGCUGUUCACGAGAGCUAUGAAACACAGCCAAGCUCAGAGUUACUGCGAGAGCCAAGAUGGCAAUCUCUCCACCACCAGGGUCGGACACGAGCUGCAAUGCGCCAAGACAGUGCUUGCAAGGAAGGCGUGUGAAUGCGACGAGGCAGACCGGUGCACAACCGAAUGCCAAGGUGGGGCAUGCUCAUGUAGAGUCUGGGUCGGCCUCGAACGACUUGCAUUCCAGCGCACUAGCAGUUCUUUCCAGUCUCAAAACUGGCGGUGGACAUCGCUACGUCCAUCCAUUAUCGUUCAGGAUCUGCGGUGGCGUUCUGGUGAACCCACAGACGACAACAGUCAGCUUUGUGGCUAUUUGUGGCCGGAGAAGCACGGUUUGGGCGAUUUUUUUUGCAAUGAAAAACUCAGCUUCCUCUGCCAGAAACUCAUCCCAAAUGAACCAACUCCUGUGACAGCUACGUCCAGUACUUUGCCCGCACGGUCCACGACUAAAACGCUGACGUCAACGCUACCGACGCUGGACACUACCAGUGUGUACCACGUGAAAGAACCGACGAAAGAGGUCCAUGCAGAUUACGACAUACCAACAGAUCAGGCCAGUAAGCCACAUAGAGUGACGUCGGAGCAUGUCCUUCCAGCUUCAUCACGCACUAUGAGCCCAGAGCAGCAGAGGAUAACGGAGGCCGGCAACGGGGCCAUUGUCGCUAUGGGCGUCACGCUGGCAGUGUUCGGGCUGGCAAUGCUCGUUUUGAUUGUUGCCUGGCGUUCCAGAUCCGUUAGAUCGUCAAGGAGAUUUUUUCCAGAACUUCACUGGAGGUGGAAGAAGACGCGCAUCUGGAGUCAAGGUGGAAACCAGCAGCGCUGUGUAAGUGUGUGUCCGAACAAUACAGUCAUGUACAUGUACAUGUAG
Sycon ciliatum is the source of this 1246-nucleotide messenger RNA. RefSeq lists its product as uncharacterized. The record is from RefSeq and is a predicted model, not a curated record. NCBI's taxonomy places the organism in Eukaryota, Metazoa, Porifera, Calcarea, Leucosolenida, Sycettidae. The coding region runs from base 212 to 1246 and encodes 344 amino acids. The transcript is spliced from 5 exons.